This is a messenger RNA of Caenorhabditis remanei, 975 nucleotides long. RefSeq lists its product as uncharacterized. The transcript has 9 exons. NCBI's taxonomy places the organism in Eukaryota, Metazoa, Nematoda, Chromadorea, Rhabditida, Rhabditidae. The record is from RefSeq and is a predicted model, not a curated record. Bases 1 to 975 code for a protein of 324 amino acids.
AUGAUUGCAGAUGAGAAGCUCGCUGGACUUAUCGUGUUUCCUAUUGCUCUCAUUGGAGUUUUUGCCAACUGGACUGUUGCCCUCUUGAUUCGACGAUUGCCAUCUCUGAAGAAUUCUUUCGGAAGGUUGACAGCUUCUCAAUCUAUUGGAGAUGCUAUUCACUCAACUGUUUUUUCUUUUUUGUUUUCUCCAAUGUGCUUUUUCGGAAUUGACUUCAUGAAAGAGUAUUCAUCUGUGAUCGGUCACAUCUUGCUGAUCGCUUACGACAUCUCAACAUACUCCCAUUUAUGUAUCUCACUCAAUAGAUUCUGCUCUAUUGUUGCUCCAAUCCAAUAUGAUACUAUAUUCAGCAUGUCUAAUACCAAGAAACUCAUCAUGUUCUCGUGGGCUUGCCUAACACAAAUUAAAGUCAUGGGUCGUCUAGCCGAAUUGGACAGUCUGACAUACGACUGGAUAUUUGACGACUGCAAGUUUUACUACAUUGACGACUUCUGGGUAUUCACAUUUUCCACGACUCCAGUCUGUGAAACUAUCGUUUGGUAUGCGGACUUUUUGAAAUACAACUCAAUCGUUCUCUCAAUUGUUAUCAUCGAUAUAAUCACUGUCUCAAAAGUCAGAAGCUUCAAGGUUCAUUUGUCAAGUACCUCCUCCCAAUCUCAUGCGAAGAAGCGAAGCGCCGAGAUGAACUUCUUGAAACAGGCGUGUCUUCAAGCAUUUGUCUUCGUUUGUGAACUCAUCACCUACUUUUUGAUUACCCCGAGAGUUGACGGAAGUGAGAGGUGGCUCAGAUUUUUCUUGUCGACGGUUGCAUGGGUUUGUGUGCAUAUGUUGGAUGGAAUCAUCACUCUUAGUUUCAAUAAAGAAUUCACCCAAACCAUUUUCCGUGGAAUAAAAAUCAAGGAUCUCUCUGGCUACUCAACUCGUCACCCUCAUACUGAAAACACAUCGAAUGCUGGGAGUAAAACUAAGCAUUGA